Molecule: messenger RNA, 225 nt
Organism: Leptosia nina
Lineage: Eukaryota; Metazoa; Arthropoda; Insecta; Lepidoptera; Pieridae
Source: the annotation of a GenBank genome assembly
AUGAACCGACGUGCCCUGCUGUUUCAGUCGGUACGUGAGGGUCGCGGCCAGAUUGGCAUUCGCGAUCGUGAACAACUUAUACUGCAUCCCCGCUUACGUCGUGUGGAUGAUGGCGCUGCGUCUCACGAGACCCCUCUACGCCCCCCUCUAUUGGAAGAUAGAAGGCCUUAUGUACCACUGGCUGUUGGCGAUGGUGUCCCUCUGGACGUGGACAGCGGGAUAUGA